This is a messenger RNA of Condylura cristata (star-nosed mole), 10171 nucleotides long. RefSeq names its product ATP-binding cassette, sub-family A (ABC1), member 1 (gene ABCA1). The coding region runs from base 205 to 6990 and encodes 2261 amino acids. The transcript has 50 exons. Lineage: Eukaryota; Metazoa; Chordata; Mammalia; Eulipotyphla; Talpidae. Gene Ontology annotation, cellular component: intracellular membrane-bounded organelle; membrane. Gene Ontology annotation, biological process: lipid transport; transmembrane transport. The record is from RefSeq and is a predicted model, not a curated record. Gene Ontology annotation, molecular function: ABC-type transporter activity; lipid carrier activity; ATP binding.
CAGAGCCACUUUCUCGGGGCGUUUUGCUCUUUUUUUCCUCUCCCUUCUCUGGAAGAGGUUUUCAUAGGGUGGGGGAAAGAGAAGCAAACACAAAAGUGGAAAACAGUUCAUGACCAGCCACAGCCUCCGUGCUGUGAGCUCCAGCCCCUGGCCCCGCGGCUCCUGAGCCACACGCCGGUUGCUCUGCGUGCCAGCUGAGGCAGCAUGGCUUGUUGGCCUCAGUUGAGGUUGCUGCUGUGGAAGAACCUCACUUUCAGAAGAAGACAAACAUGUCAGCUGUUGCUGGAAGUGGCCUGGCCUCUAUUUAUCUUCUUGAUCCUGAUCUCUGUCCGGCUGAGCUACCCUCCCUAUGAACAACAUGAAUGCCACUUUCCAAACAAAGCCAUGCCCUCUGCAGGAACGCUUCCUUGGAUUCAGGGAAUUAUCUGUAAUGCCAAUAACCCCUGCUUCCGUUAUCCGACUCCUGGUGAGGCUCCUGGGGUUGUUGGAAACUUUAACAAAUCCAUUGUGUCUCGCCUCUUCUCAGAUGCUCAGCGGCUUCUUUUAUAUAGUCAGAAAGACACAAGCAUGAAGGAUGUACAGAAAGUUUUGAGAACAUUACAACAGAUCGAGAAUUCCAGAUCAAACUUGAAGCUUCAGGAUUUCCUUGUGGACAAUGAAACCUUCACUGGCUUCCUGAAUCACAACCUCUCUCUGCCAAGGUCCAUUGUGGACAAAAUGCUGGGUGCUGAUGUCAGUCUCCACAAGAUAUUUUUGCAAGGCUACCAGUUACAUUUGACUGAUCUGUGCAAUGGAUCAAAAUUAGAAGAGGUGAUUCAGCGUGGUGACCAAGAUAUUUCCAAACUUUGUGACCUGACAAGAGAAAAAUUGGAUGCAGCAGAGAAAGUACUUCGUUCCAACAUAGAUAUCCUGAAGCCAGUCAUGAGAGAACUAAAUUCUACAUCUCCCUUCCCAUAUAAGGAACUGACGGAAGCCACACAAAUUUUGCUGGAUAGUCUUGGGACUCUGGCCCAAGAGCUGUUCAGCAUGAGGAGCUGGAGUGAUAUGCGACAGGAGGUGAUGUUUCUGACCAACGUGAACAACUCCAGCUCCUCCACGCAGAUCUACCAAGCUGUGUCCCGCAUCGUCUGUGGCCAUCCUGAGGGUGGGGGCCUGAAGAUCAAGUCCCUCAACUGGUAUGAGGACAACAACUACAAAGCCCUCUUUGGAGGCAACGGCACUGAGGAAGAUGCUGACACCUUCUAUGAUAAUUCCACGACUCCUUAUUGCAAUGACUUGAUGAAGAAUUUGGAGUCUAGUCCUCUCUCCCGCAUCAUCUGGAAAGUGCUAAAGCCUCUGCUUGUCGGGAAGAUCCUAUAUACACCUGAUACUCCAGCCACAAGGGAGGUGAUGGCUGAGGUGAACAAGACUUUCCAGGAACUGGCUGUCUUCCAUGAUCUAGAAGGCAUGUGGGAAGAGCUCAGCCCUAAGAUCUGGACCUUCUUAGAGAGCAGCUCAGAAAUGGACCUUAUCCGGACACUCUUGGACAGCAGGGCCAACGACCACUUUUGGGAACAGCGAUUGGAUGGUUUAGAUUGGACAGCCAAAGAUAUAAUGGAAUUUCUGGCCAAGUACCCAGAGGAUGUCCAGUCCACGAAUGGCUCUGUGUACACCUGGAGAGAAGCCUUCAAUGAAACCAACCGGGCAAUCCAGACCAUAUCUCGCUUCAUGGAGUGUGUCAACCUGAACAAGCUCGAGCCAAUAGCAACAGAAGUCCGACUCAUCAACAAGUCCAUGGAGCUGCUGGAUGAGAGGAAGUUCUGGGCUGGUAUUGUGUUCACUGGAAUUACCCCUGGCAGCGUCGAGCUGCCCCACCAUGUCAAGUACAAGAUCCGAAUGGACAUCGACAAUGUGGAGAGGACAAAUAAGAUCAAGGAUGCGUACUGGGACCCGGGUCCUCGAGCUGACCCCUUUGAGGACAUGCGAUAUGUCUGGGGAGGCUUCGCUUACUUGCAGGAUGUAGUGGAGCAGGCGAUCAUCAGGGUGCUGACAGGCACCGAGAGGAAAACUGGUGUCUAUGUUCAGCAAAUGCCUUACCCUUGUUAUGUCGAUGACAUCUUCCUGAGGGUGAUGAGCCGGUCAAUGCCGCUCUUCAUGACCCUGGCCUGGAUUUACUCUGUGGCCGUAAUCAUCAAGGGCAUCGUGUAUGAGAAGGAGGCGCGGCUGAAGGAGACCAUGCGUAUCAUGGGCCUCGACAACGGCAUCCUCUGGCUUAGCUGGUUUAUCAGCAGCCUCCUCCCUCUGCUCGUGAGCGCUGGCCUGCUGGUGGUCAUUCUGAAAUUAGGAAACCUGCUGCCCUACAGCGACCCCAGCGUGGUGUUUGUCUUUCUGUCUGUGUUCGCCGUGGUGACCAUCCUGCAGUGCUUCCUGAUCAGCACAUUAUUCUCCAGAGCUAACCUGGCGGCAGCCUGUGGAGGCAUCAUCUACUUCACACUCUACCUGCCCUACGUCUUGUGCGUGGCAUGGCAAGACUAUGUGGGAUUCACCCUCAAGAUCUUUGCGAGCCUGCUGUCUCCUGUGGCUUUUGGGUUCGGCUGUGAGUACUUUGCCCUUUUUGAGGAGCAGGGCAUUGGGGUACAGUGGGACAAUCUCUUUGAGAGCCCUGUGGAGGAAGAUGGCUUCAACCUCACCACCUCAGUCUCUAUGAUGCUGUUUGACACCUUCAUCUACGGGGUGGUGACCUGGUACAUCGAGGCUGUCUUUCCAGGCCAGUAUGGAAUUCCCCGGCCCUGGUAUUUUCCUUGUACCAAGUCCUACUGGUUUGGUGAGGAAAGUGAUGAGAAGAGCCACCCAGGUUCCAGCCAGAAGGGAAUAACAGAAAUCUGUAUGGAGGAAGAACCCACACACCUGAAGCUGGGCGUUUCCAUUCAGAAUCUGAUGAAAGUUUACCGAGAUGGGAUGAAAGUUGCUGUUGAUGGCCUGGCCCUGAAUUUCUAUGAGGGCCAGAUCACCUCCUUCCUGGGCCACAAUGGAGCUGGGAAAACCACCACCAUGUCGAUUCUGACCGGGUUGUUCCCUCCCACCUCGGGCACUGCUUAUAUCCUGGGGAAGGACAUCCGCUCUGAGAUGAGCACCAUCCGGCAAAACCUGGGGGUCUGUCCCCAGCAUAAUGUACUGUUUGACAUGCUGACUGUUGAAGAACACAUCUGGUUCUAUGCCCGCCUAAAAGGGCUCUCGGAGAAGCAUGUGAAAGCAGAGAUGGAACAGAUGGCCUUGGAUGUUGGUUUGCCGCCCAGCAAAUUGAAAAGCAAAACCAGUCAGCUGUCAGGUGGAAUGCAGAGAAAACUGUCUGUGGCCUUGGCCUUUGUUGGGGGAUCCAAGGUUGUCAUUCUGGAUGAACCCACAGCUGGUGUGGACCCUUAUUCCCGCAGGGGAAUAUGGGAGCUGCUGCUAAAGUACCGACAAGGUCGCACUAUCAUUCUCUCCACACACCACAUGGAUGAAGCAGAUAUCCUGGGGGACAGGAUUGCCAUUAUUUCCCAUGGCAAGUUGUGCUGUGUGGGCUCCUCCCUGUUUCUGAAGAACCAGCUGGGAACAGGCUACUACCUGACUCUGGUCAAGAAGGAUGUGGAGUCCUCACUCAGCUCCUGCAGAAAUAGCAGUAGCACUGUAUCAUACCUGAAAAAGGAGGACAGUGUUUCUCAGAGCAGUUCUGAUGCUGGCCUGGGCAGCGACCAUGAAAGUGACACACUGACCAUCGAUGUCUCUGCUAUCUCCAACCUCAUCAGGAAGCAUGUGGCUGAGGCCCGCCUGGUUGAAGACAUUGGGCAUGAGCUGACCUAUGUUCUCCCCUAUGAAGCUGCCAAAGAGGGGGCCUUUGUGGAACUUUUCCAUGAGAUUGAUGACCGGCUGUCAGACCUGGGCAUAUCUAGUUAUGGUAUCUCAGAGACUACCCUGGAAGAAAUAUUUCUCAAAGUGGCUGAAGAGAGUGGGGUGGAUGCUGAGACCUCAGAUGGCACCUUGCCAGCAAGACGAAAUAGACGGGUCUUUGGGGACAAGCAGAGCUGUCUUCGCCCUUUCACCGAAGAUGAUGCUGCCGAUCCCAAUGACUCUGACAUAGAUCCAGAAUCUAGAGAGACAGACUUGCUCAGUGGGAUGGAUGGCAAAGGCUCCUACCAGGUGAAGGGCUGGAAGCUCACACAGCAACAGUUCAUGGCCCUUUUAUGGAAGAGGCUGCUGAUUGCCAGGCGGAGUCGGAAGGGAUUCUUUGCACAGAUUGUCCUGCCAGCUGUGUUUGUCUGCAUUGCCCUGGUGUUCAGCUUGAUCGUGCCCCCCUUUGGCAAGUACCCCAGCCUGGAACUUCAGCCCUGGAUGUACAGUGAGCAGUACACAUUUGUCAGUAACGAUGCUCCUGAGGAUUUGGCCACCCAGGAACUCUUGAACGCCCUCACCAAAGACCCUGGCUUUGGGACUCGGUGUAUGGAGGGAAACCCAAUUCCAAACAUGCCUUGCCUAAUGGGGGAGGAGGAAUGGACCACCACCCCAGUUCCUCAAACCAUUAAGGAUCUCUUCCAAAAUGGGAACUGGACCAUGGAGAACCCCUCACCCACCUGCCAGUGUAGCAGUGACAGAAUCAAGAAGAUGCUGCCUGUGUGUCCCCUGGGGGCAGGGGGGCUACCUCCUCCACAGAUAAAACAGAACACGGCGGACAUCCUUCAGAACCUGACGGGAAGAAAUAUUUCAGAUUAUCUUGUGAAGACAUAUGUGCAGAUCAUAGCCAAAAGCUUAAAGAACAAGAUCUGGGUGAAUGAGUUUAGGUAUGGUGGAUUUUCCCUGGGUGCCAGUAAUUCGCCAUCAGUUCCUCCAAGUCAUGAAGUUAAUGAUGCCAUCAAACAAAUGAAGAAGCACUUGAAGCUAGCGAAGGACAGUUCUGCAGAUCGAUUUCUCAGCAGCUUGGGAAGGUUCAUGACAGGACUGGACACAAAAAAUAAUGUCAAGGUAUGGUUCAAUAACAAGGGCUGGCAUGCCAUCAGCUCUUUCUUGAAUGUCAUCAACAAUGCCAUUCUCCGGGCCAACCUCCAGAAGGGAGAGAACCCUAGCCAGUAUGGGAUUACUGCCUUCAACCACCCCCUGAAUCUCACCAAGCAGCAACUCUCAGAAGUGGCCUUGAUGACCACAUCAGUGGAUGUCCUCGUGUCUAUCUGUGUCAUCUUUGCCAUGUCCUUCGUCCCAGCCAGCUUUGUGGUGUUCCUGAUCCAGGAGCGGGUCAGCAAGGCCAAACACCUGCAGUUCAUCAGCGGGGUGAAGCCUGUCAUCUACUGGCUCUCCAAUUUUGUUUGGGAUAUGUGCAACUAUGUGGUCCCUGCCACGCUGGUCAUUAUCAUCUUCAUCUGCUUCCAGCAGAAGUCCUAUGUGUCCUCCACCAAUUUGCCUGUGUUAGCCCUGCUACUUUUGCUGUAUGGGUGGUCCAUCACACCACUUAUGUACCCAGCAUCCUUUGUAUUCAAGAUCCCCAGUACGGCCUACGUGGUCCUCACCAGUGUAAACCUCUUCAUCGGGAUCAAUGGUAGCGUGGCCACUUUUGUGCUGGAGCUGUUCACCAACAAUAAGCUGAAUAACAUCAAUGACAUCCUGAAGUCUGUGUUCCUGAUCUUCCCACACUUUUGCUUGGGACGGGGUCUUAUUGACAUGGUGAAAAACCAGGCAAUGGCUGAUGCCUUGGAAAGGUUUGGGGAGAAUCGCUUUGUCUCGCCACUCUCGUGGGACCUGGUGGGCCGAAACCUCUUCGCCAUGGCUGUGGAAGGAGUGGUGUUCUUCCUCAUCACUGUUCUAAUCCAGUACAGAUUCUUCAUCAGGCCCAGACCGGUAAAGGCAAAGCUUCCUCCUAUGAAUGAUGAGGAUGAAGAUGUCAGACGAGAAAGACAGAGAAUUCUUGAUGGUGGAGGACAGAAUGAUAUCUUGGAAAUCAAGGAACUGACAAAGAUAUACAGAAGGAAGAGGAAGCCUGCUGUUGACAGGAUUUGCGUCGGCAUUCCUCCUGGAGAGUGCUUUGGGCUUCUGGGAGUGAAUGGAGCUGGUAAAUCAUCAACUUUCAAGAUGUUAACUGGAGAUACCACUGUUACCAGAGGAGAUGCUUUCCUUAACAAAAAUAGUAUCUUAUCAAACAUCCACGAAGUACAUCAGAACAUGGGCUACUGCCCUCAGUUUGAUGCCAUCACAGAGCUGCUGACUGGAAGAGAACAUGUAGAAUUCUUUGCCCUCUUGAGAGGAGUCCCAGAGAAAGAAGUUGGCAAGGUUGGUGAGUGGGCAAUUCGGAAACUGGGCCUAGUGAAGUAUGGAGAAAAAUAUGCUGGUAAUUACAGUGGAGGCAAUAAGCGCAAGCUCUCUACAGCCAUGGCUUUGAUCGGCGGGCCUCCUGUGGUGUUUCUGGAUGAACCCACCACAGGCAUGGACCCCAAAGCCCGGAGAUUCUUGUGGAAUUGUGCUCUCAGUGUCGUCAAAGAGGGGAGAUCAGUGGUGCUAACAUCUCAUAGUAUGGAAGAAUGUGAAGCUCUCUGCACUAGGAUGGCAAUUAUGGUCAAUGGGAGGUUCAGGUGUCUUGGCAGUGUCCAGCACCUGAAAAACAGGUUUGGAGAUGGUUACACGAUAGUUGUACGGAUAGCAGGUUCCAACCCCGAUCUGAAACCUGUCCAGGAGUUCUUUGAGCACGCCUUUCCAGGAAGUGUUCUCAAAGAGAAGCAUCGGAACAUGCUACAGUACCAGCUUCCAUCUUCAUUGUCAUCCCUGGCCAGGAUAUUCAGCAUCCUGUCCCAGAGCAAAAAGCAACUCCACAUAGAAGACUACUCUGUUUCUCAGACAACACUUGACCAAGUAUUUGUAAACUUUGCCAAGGACCAAAGUGAUGAUGAUCACUUAAAGGACCUGUCAUUACACAAAAACCAGACAGUAGUGGAUGUUGCAGUUCUCACAUCUUUUCUACAGGAUGAGAAAGUGAAAGAAAGUUAUGUGUGAAGAAUCCUGUUCAUACAGAUAGCUGAAAGAAAGGAGGACCUUUACCUUCCUUUGCACCACAUGAAGUGUUUCAGAGGAAAGAGCUGAAAGUUUUGUGGGAAGAAGUAAACUGGAUACUGUACUGAUACUGUUCAAUGCAAUGCAGUUCAAUGCAACAAAAACAAAAUUCCAUUACAGGGGCAGUGCCUUUGUAGCCUAUGUUUUGUGUGGCUCUCCAGUGAAAAAGACUUGAAUUUAGUUUAUUACCUUAUAUGUGUGUGAAACUUUUAAUAUGGAACCCAGUGGACCUAUGGGUUUGAAAGCAUACUUUUUUAUUCCUUUGUAUCCUCACUGGGGUUGCAACAAUAAGUCAUCAAGUCAUCAUGGCCAGUGAUUAUCAAAAUCAGAAGGCAGGCACAUCUUCAUUUAUCAAGCCAUGCCAGGCCAGGAGACUGGCUUCCCGGAGACACAUCCAGUGCUGGCAAAGAGUAUGCCAGAAUAACUAGUGUCAAGUUGCCUAAAAAGUCUGAAGCACCAUGGCGUGUAACGCACACUUUGCCAAAAGCUUGCUCUGCUCAGAGUCUGCUGACAUCAUCAAUAUAAGGUCACAAACAGGUGCCAUGUGUGGGGAAAGCCAUGAUUUGAAUCCCUCUAUGACGAGCUGCUUCGGUGGCGGUAACAGGCAAAAUGUGAGAGGCUCUGGACCAGGGAGACAUGGUUCAUUUGGAGCCAUUGGCCUCCAGGGUCAUCUUCCUUGAACUCUUUAAAUGUUCUUGGAUCCUGGUAAGAAGCAAAGAACCGGCAGCCAGAUUGUUGGGCUGUAAGCUGCUGAGGCGGGGCAUGGGACUAAAGAGAUGGUGUGCUCAAACCUUGGGAGGACCGUGUCCAUUUGUCCCUGUUGUCUACUAACACGGUACACUGCAUCUCAAGAUCUUGUUUGACACAAGUGUAGUAUUACUUUUGGCUUUUUAAAUUAAUCUAGGACAUGAGAAGAUGGGAUUGUAUUUUGACAAAAAUUUUUGUUUAAACUUUGUUUAAAGUUAUUUGGAAUUUUAAGUUCCAACAGUGACUUCUGAACCUUAGAAUGACCUCUUUGUAGAACCCUGUGGCAUAGAGGGGCAUGGGGGGGCCACACUGCCUCAUUAGCUUUAUUUUCUCAUGUAAGUUUGCAGAUGGAUCACCUGACUCGUUUCUAGUGCCUGGGAAAGAAUGUGAAGGGCAGCAUCUCAUGACAAUUUUGUGUUUGAGUUUAAGAUCAUUUAAAAUAUUCUUAAUCUCAGUUCAUGAAUCAAGUAUUUCGAGUGUAUGUUUUAGCUGAAUGAGUACUGUUUAUGGAUGGGGUGGGAGAAAUUAAGUCUCAGAUUUCCUGUGCCAUGUUAUUCAGAUAACUGGUUUACAAAUAUAGGUCGCUUUGUUGCUGUGGUUGUGGGGGCCCAUGGGAAGAAUAAUGGGCAUUCCAUUUUGUGAAAAUAAUGCAAAACAAUGCAAACACCAAGAAAGUUCAAGUGUUACUAGGGUCACAAGACUAAAAAAUGAAUUCUUUCACAGGGAAGACAGCUAGCUUCAAAACUUCUUAUGCAAAACAAUUUGUGUUUAUGGCAUUUAGUAUCUUCCAAUUGGCUCUGAAGAUCUUAGAUACACAUUCUGACAUUUCAAAUAUUUCAUCUCUUCAACUGCUAACUUAUGGAAAAAAUGUAAAGCCAGUACCCCACUCCCCCACAUCAAUGAUAUUUCAGGCAUUUGAACCCAGUCUUGUUUUUUUCAUCAGUAAACACUUUAAAAAAUAUUUCACUAGUUAAAUGUUGUGUCUUGAGGCAUCAAAAAUAUGAGAGAACUACUGCUUGAUAAAGUUAAUGCAGUUUAAAUAUUACUACUAAAUUCUCCUUUUUCGAAAACUUCAAUAUGAUAUUUAAAUAUUAACUCUAAACAUAAGAUUUCAGAACUAUCUCAACUCUUUAAAAUUUAUAGAAUGUUAUAAUUUGUUGCUUCAAAAAUUAGAAAUUAUUAUCAAUACUUUUUAAAAUGGUAAACAAGUAAUGAAGGACUACAUUCAGUAACUAUCAGCAUGAGAGAAUUUUAUUUAUGCUCUUUAAUAACAUGAAAUUAAAAAUCAAACUUCUGUGGUUUUUUUCCAUUUCACUAGAAUCAUGUUUUAAUUCUCCUUUAUAUUUAAUCUGUGAGAAACCCCCUGCUUUAGUUUCUCUGAUUUCAAGAACAUAUUUUUAAAAAUCAAAGGCACUAUGGACUAUGAAAAAUGACAUUUCAAUACAGAUUUUAAAGGAUCUCUUGAAGCUAGAAACACUCUACCAUUACACACUGACUUACUAAUACUGUAUUACCUAUUUUCCCUGUGUAAGCCUAAUUGUAGUAGAAACUUUUACUAACGUAAGUAAAAUUUCUAUAUAUUCCCUGUGGAAAUGUCGCUAUGUGAAUUUCAGAAAUCUUUAAGUGUUGAAAGAAUUCUCUUGCUUUUUUGGACAUCUUGGAAACCUUACUAACAACUGUGAAUAUGGGGGAAAAAAAACAAUAAUAACAAAAUUGUCCUCUCUACCUAAAUAUCCAGCACAAUUCAUUGUUAAAGAACAAACAAACCUCAAACUACUGUAUUUCAAUAUCUGUACUGAAAGUGUAUGCAUUGUGACUAUAAGUGUUGCACAUCCCUCAUUCACUGUAUAAUAAUCAUUGACUAAAGGGAUUUGUCUGUGUUUUCUCCAUGUGGUUGUAUAUAUCAGGUACAUUUUUUUUUCCAAAGAGCCAUGUGUCAUAAUAUUGAACCACUUUGAUAUUGAGAUAUUAAUUUGUACCCUUGUAACUAUUUGCUAGUAAUAACAGUACUAUAGUAAUUUGUUCUAAUUCUUUUCAAAAUUGUUGCAUCCCUUUUUAUAGAGUGUUAAUAUUUCCAAAAGGAUUGAGUAUUCUGUUCUCUCUUCCUGUACCCUGGACUGAAGCUAUGUUUUUGUGCUUUUUCUUUAUCAUUGGCCCUUCAUUCCAAGCACUUUAUGCUUUCUGUAAUGGGAUCUAUUUUUGCACUGGAAUAUCUGAGAAUUGCAAAACUAGAUAAAAAUUUCACAAUAGAUUUCUAAGUUAAAUCAUUUUCAUUAAAAGGAAAAAAAGGAAAAAAGUCAAUAACUUUAUAUGAAGUAUUAAAAAGGCAUAUUUCUAUGUUGUAAUGAGUCACGAAAUAAAGCUGUGACAGUUGUUA